CAAACAUCUACGUAUCGAUUCAAAUCGGUAAAUCGGAAACUAGCCGUACUACCCUCCUAUAAUCUUACAAAUUCGACCAAAGAUGGACGGCGCCAUCCCCAUCGUAGAUGCCCAAAACAAGGCAUCCCCCGAACUGAAAGCCGUGAUCGCCUACCUCCGGAGCAAGAACGGGCCGAAAGCUCGUCGAGGCGUCCUCAAUGGGAAACGGGUCGACUAUUUCAAAGGCAAGACGGCGAUCAAAUGUCUCCUCGCGCCCGCCUACGCAAAGACGAAAAAAGUUCCCAAAGUAACCAACGAAGAAGAAGCUUCGGCUCUCAUGGUCAGGUUGUUACCUCACGCCUUCUUCCUCCAAACCGAUCGACCUGAACCCCCUACCCCGCUCCCAUCCGGCCAACCUCGCCCCCUCCAAAUCUCUCCCCAACAAUCCUUCUCCUCCACCUCCUACUACACCUGGUUCGUAACCCCAUCAGCACUGACGACUUACCUCGGCUCAGCUCUCCUAGUCCUCAUCUUGCUGGCGGGUGUAAUGUUCCCCCUCUGGCCCCCCUCGUUACGCUUGGGGGUUUAUUACCUCAGUUUAGGGGUUCUGGGUCUGAUCGGGGUGUUCAUGGGGAUCGCGGUGAUCAGGCUGAUAAUCUGGGUGGGGACGAGCUUGGUGAUGAAACGUGGGAUCUGGUGGUUCCCCAACCUGUUCGAGGAUGUCGGAUUCGUCGACUCCUUCAUCCCCUUUUGGGCAUGGGACACCCCAACCCCCAAGAAAUCCAAAAAAUCCACCUCUUCCUCUUCUUCGAAAUCUUCCUCCUCAAAGUCCUCCAAAUCCAAGAAAUCCCAAUCCCAAUCCCAAUCCCAACCCGCCCCUGUGGUGGGACUCGGCGACGCUCCCUCGACAGCUACCGCACCCGGACCGGUCACUUCGGAAGGCUCGGCCAUGCAUUUGGGUGGGCAGGCGAACAUGCGUCAGAGGCAACAGGCUUAUGUGGAAGAUGCUGGAGAUGACGAGUAGAUAGUAGUACGGCUGGACGAUUCGAG
Molecule: messenger RNA, 1029 nt
Organism: Filobasidium floriforme
Lineage: Eukaryota; Fungi; Basidiomycota; Tremellomycetes; Filobasidiales; Filobasidiaceae
Product: putative endoplasmic reticulum receptor
Exons: 5
Coding region: 83-1003 (306 amino acids)
Biological process (GO): post-translational protein targeting to membrane, translocation
Cellular component (GO): endoplasmic reticulum membrane; endoplasmic reticulum
Source: RefSeq, a predicted model, not a curated record